Molecule: messenger RNA, 3846 nt
Organism: Taeniopygia guttata (zebra finch)
Lineage: Eukaryota; Metazoa; Chordata; Aves; Passeriformes; Estrildidae
Gene: USO1
Product: USO1 vesicle transport factor
Biological process (GO): vesicle fusion with Golgi apparatus; intracellular protein transport; endoplasmic reticulum to Golgi vesicle-mediated transport
Cellular component (GO): endoplasmic reticulum; ER to Golgi transport vesicle membrane; Golgi stack
Molecular function (GO): protein binding
Source: RefSeq, a predicted model, not a curated record
GCUACGUGGCAGCGCAGGCGCGGCGGCCGCUUCCGCGGGGGGGGCGGCAGCGCCGGCCGGGCCGAGCCGCCAUGAACUUCUUGCGGGGCGUCAUGGGCGGCCCCAGCGCCGGCCCGCAGCCCUCGGGAGCCGACACGAUCCAGAAGCUGUGUGACCGCGUAGCUUCGUCCACGUUGCUGGAUGACCGGAGGGAUGCUGUCCGUGCUCUCAAGUCGUUAUCCAAGAAAUACCGGUUGGAGGUCGGCAUACAAGCCAUGGAACACCUCAUCCGCGUUCUCCAGACAGACCGUUCAGAUUCUGAAAUAAUUGGCUAUGCUUUGGACACACUCUACAAUGUUAUAUCGAAUGACCUGGAAGAGGAGGAGCAAGAUGACUCAGAAGAGGAAAACUCAGCAAAACAAGUUGAUGAUUUGGGGAGUCAGUUCACAGAGAUUUUCAUUAAACAGCAAGAAAAUGUCACUCUGCUGUUGACUCUGGUGGAGGAAUUUGAUUUCCAUGUUCGUUGGCCUGGAGUGAAGCUGCUGACAUCUCUCUUAAAGCAGCAAGGGCCUCAAGUGCAGCAGAUCAUUCUGGUCAGCCCCAUGGGUGUUUCCCGCCUCAUGGACUUGCUAGCAGACUCCAGGGAGGUUAUCCGCAAUGAUGGAGUCCUGUUGUUACAGCAGUUGACCAAAAGUAAUGCAGCCAUACAGAAGAUUGUUGCCUUUGAAAAUGCCUUUGAGAGACUUCUGGAUAUCAUAACAGAGGAAGGAAACAGCGAUGGAGGUAUAGUGGUGGAAGACUGUCUCAUCCUGUUGCAAAACUUGUUGAAGAACAAUAAUUCCAAUCAGAAUUUCUUCAAGGAAGGUUCAUACAUUCAGCGUAUGAAGCCUUGGUUUGAGGUUGGAGAUGACAACUGUGGGUGGUCUGCACAGAAAGUAACUAAUCUUCACCUGAUGCUGCAGCUUGUGCGGGUCCUGGUGUCCCCCACGAACCCUCCUGGUGCCACCAGCAGCUGUCAGAAGGCCAUGUUCCACUGUGGGCUCCUGCAGCAGCUCUGCACCAUCCUCAUGGCAACCGGCGUUCCUGCCGAUAUCCUCACGGAAACCAUUAAUACUGUGUCGGAGGUCAUCCGAGGAUGCCAGACAAAUCAAGACUACUUUGCCUCUGUAAAUGCACCUUCUAGUCCACCAAGGCCUGCAAUCGUAGUGCUGCUCAUGUCCAUGGUAAACGAGAGGCAGCCGUUUGUGCUCCGCUGUGCUGUUCUCUACUGUUUUCAGUGCUUUCUGUACAAAAACCAAAAAGGACAAGGAGAAAUUGUCUCGACGCUCCUGCCAUCCACUAUUGACGCUACAGGUAACUCUGUCUCGGCGGGUCAGCUGCUCUGCGGGGGCCUCUUCUCCACGGACUCGCUGUCCAACUGGUGUGCUGCCGUGGCCCUGGCCCACGCCCUGCAGGAGAAUGCCACGCUCAAGGAGCAGCUGCUGCGGGUCCAGCUGGCCACCAGCAUCGGCAACCCGCCCGUGUCGCUGCUGCAGCAGUGCACCAACAUCCUCUCGCAGGGUGAUAAGAUCGACAGACGGGGCAGCAAAGUACAGACCAGAGUUGGACUACUGAUGUUGCUUUGUACUUGGCUGAGCAACUGCUCCAUUGCUGUCACCCACUUCCUUCACAAUCCAGCCAAUGUGCCUUUUCUCACAGGGCAGAUAGCUGAAAACCUUGGAGAAGAGGAGCAGCUUGUCCAAGGCCUGUGUGCACUUUUGCUUGGCAUUUCCAUCUACUACAAUGACAAUUCCCUUGAGAAUUACAGGAAAGAGAAACUGAAGCAGCUGAUUGAGAAGAGGAUUGGCAGGGAGAACUUCAUUGAGAAGCUUGGCUUCAUUAGCAAACAUGAACUUUAUUCCAGAGCUGCUCAGAAACCACAGCCUAGUUUCUCUAGUCCAGACCACAUGAUGUUUGACCAUGAAUUUACAAAGCUGGUAAAGGAAUUGGAAGGUGUCAUAAGUAAAGCAAUUUACAAGUCCAGCGAGGAAGAUAAAAAGGAAGAGGAGGUCAAGAAGACACUGGAACAGCAUGACAACAUUGUGACUCACUACAAAAAAGUCAUUAGAGAGCAGGACCAGGAGCUUGAAGAACUAAAACAACGAAUCAACACUUUAACAUCUCAAAAUGAACAGCUCCAGGCUACAGUCACACAGCAAGUGUCUCAGAUCCAACAGCAUAAGGACCAGUAUAAUCUCCUGAAAGUACAGCUGGGAAAGGACACCCAGCAUCAUAAUUCCCAUGGUGACACAUUGCAGAUGAAUGGCAUUCAGACAGAAGAAGUGAGCAAACUGAGAGAGGAACUGGAAGAGUGGAAAAACAAGCAUGAGCUGCUGCAAGGGCAGUUAAAGGAAAAGGAUUCUGUGAUAGAAAAAUUGAAUUCUUCCCAGUUGGAAAUGGGAGCUACAGAGCAGUCUUUACAGACCAGCAGAUUUGGUGGCUUGGAGCACAGUAAUGAGCUCCAGAAGGAGUUAGAAAUGCUCAGGAGUCAGAUACAACUACAGUCUGCGGAAAUCUCUAAGCUUCAGAUGGAGAAUCAAAAGCUACAAAUGAUGAAUGCAGCUGCAGAUCCCCUGUUAGGAGACAGUGGUGCAACAGCAGCAACAAGCUCAGAAUUGGACGGACGACUGGAGCAAGAAAUCAAAGAGCUGAAGAAUCAAGUCAAAUCCCUUUCUGAGGAGAAGGAAGCACUGAAGCAGCAGCUGGACUCAUCCACUAGCACGGUUGCUAUAUUGCAAGAGAAGAACACUAAGCUGCAGCGAGAACUUGCAGAAUCCAAGAAGGAACAGGAUGAUCUCCUGGUGCUUUUGGCUGACCAGGAUCAGACAAUAUCUGCCCAGAAGAUGAAACUGAAGGACUUUGGUGUAGCGGUUGAAGAUGAAGAUGAUACUGAGUCUGGAGAUCAAGGGGAUGAAGAUGAGGAUGGAGAUGAAGAGGAACAAGAUGAGAAUGCUGUUUGUUACCAUGAAAACUAGAUUGCAUUGUUUUUGGGGAAAAAUCUAUUCCUGGUGUACAAAGGAAAACAUCUGCUUAUGGGAAGCAGAUGGGGAAAUGACAACCAUGGGCCUAGUUAUAAGUUACUCAAGUGUUGGAAAAUCCUUUGUACUAGGUAAAGCAAACAAUCACAGUUUCAGUUCUACAUGAAUAUCCCAGGUUGUACUUGUUUAGAAGUUGUUUCAGACACUGUUUAAAGCAGGGAAUGACAAUGUUGCUGCCUUGGUUCAUUGUCAUUGAUGGUUCUGUGCGUUUGUCUAUGGUUUUAACUUCCUUGAGCUCUUAACAUAAUUAAAUACAAAAGUAUUUGGUUUAACAUCUCUCACAUGGAGUCAUUCCCCCUGCCUUCAGCAUGGAGCUUCAGUGUAGUUUAUGGCUUCCUCUCAAGAGCAGUGGGAGGCAGAAAGGUUGGGGUGGCCUCUGCCAGCCCGGAGUCUGGCUCUGGGGGUGCCAGGGGCCCUGCACUCAGGUGUGUGCCUGGACACUGCCUUGGCUGCACUUGCUCCCUCCCGGGGAGCCACAGUGCUCUGCUAACACCAUGGCAGAGUUUUCAUUGGAAGCUGUGCAAGAAAUGUAGCCUUGGGGUGAGGAAUUGCUGUGGAAAACAAAGACCAGUAUGCUCAAAGAGCUAGAGUGCUACUGGGUCAGCAUAAGUCCAAGUUAAAAUCUUAUUGACUACUUCAGUAAGGAAAUGAAAACUACUCUGAUUUAUAUAACUUAUUGGCUCUUUAUGAGUAAAUAAAAGAUUAAAUUUUAAAAGAAAACAGAAUGAUAAAUGCAUCAAAUUCUUUUUUUUCUUUUUGUAAUAAAGAGAGUGUGUCUACUUUAUCCUCA